This is a messenger RNA of Zonotrichia leucophrys gambelii, 2464 nucleotides long. RefSeq names its product golgi associated kinase 1B (gene GASK1B). Lineage: Eukaryota; Metazoa; Chordata; Aves; Passeriformes; Passerellidae. The record is from RefSeq and is a predicted model, not a curated record. Gene Ontology annotation, cellular component: Golgi apparatus. The transcript has 4 exons. The coding region runs from base 114 to 1760 and encodes 548 amino acids.
CAGUAGCCUCUGUCCACAGCUUCCAUGCUGGAAGCUAUUUGGAAAAGGAGAAAUAGAAAUUGGGGAAGAGAAAUAAUGCAUCAUCAUCCUGGCUGGAAUGUACAGAAGACUUUAUGCUGUUUUCAUCAUGUGGAUUCACUAGAGAAAUGACCCCUUUUGAUCAGCCAAGUAAAAUCAAAAACUUGUUUAUUUGCUGCCUGUGGCCCUCACGGCUGCUGAGGCUCUGGACUUGCAGGCGCCCACGGACAAGGAGGAAUCUGCUCGUGGGCACUGCCUGUGUGAUCUACCUGGGGUUCCUUGUCAGCCAAGUGGGUCACGUUUUACCGCAGCACAAAGGAGGACAUCGAAAGAUCAGCUCCAGGAGUCUCCAAGAUGCAGCUCAAACUCCUUUUCUGGGCAUCCCACUGGAUGGCACCCUGUCACCACCCAAUUUCCAGGAACCCCAGCUUGGUAGCAAUGGGACCUUGCUGCCACCCAAUGUAGUUUAUAUCACCCUGCGGUCCAAGCGCAGCAAGCCUGCCAACAUCAGAGGCACAGUGAAGCCAAAGCGCCGGAAGAAAAAUGCAAUCCCUGUGUCCUACGGGCAGCACUUUCCAAAAGCCACUCUUGUGGGCUGGGAAGAGGCCUUUGCCCAACAGCCAGGGCGGGCUGCACGUGCCGCUGGCACCAAGGGAGCAGCGAUUGCUCUGGAGGCAAGAAAGUACCAGCUGGAUGAACACGGGCAUAAAGGAAUGGCUAUCAUGGAGAGAGGUCACCAGAGACCUGGGAAGAUUUCUGGAGCUGUAAAGGCACAGCUCCAGCCUGAGGAAAGCAAUAUCAGGAUUUAUAGCGAGAGCCCUCCCUCAUGGAUGAGCAAAGAUGACAUCCUAAACAUGCGCAUGCUGGCAGACUCUCCCAUAGAGAGCAUUCAAGAAGUUCCUUCACAAAAAGCAGUCCUGGCAGUAUUUGCAAGAGGUCCCAGCACUACGGGAACUGCUUGUAAUCAAGGACACUGUGGAAUUGUCAAAAGACCUCUGGACAUGAGUGAGGUGUUUGCCUUUCAUUUGGACAGGAUCUUGGGGCUAAACAGGAGCUUACCUUCUGUAAGCAGGAGAUCAGAGUUCUUCCAAGGUGGUCAGGCCUGUCCUGUUAUUCUCUGGGAUUCCUCACUGAGUCCAACAGAUAAUAGUACCCAUUCUUCAGUGAGGUUAACAUGGGGACAAUAUCAGCAGCUAUUGAAGAAGAAAUGCUGGCAGAAUGGUAAAGUUCCCAAAGCUGAGUGGGGCUGUACUGAAAUUCAUCAUCAUGAAUGGUCCAAGAUGGCACUCUUUGAUUUUCUGUUGCAGAUCUAUAAUCGACUAGACAGAAAUUGUUGUGGGUUCAAACCUCUCAAGGAGGAUUCCUGUAUGCAACAAGGACUGAAGCUGAAAUGCAAUGAUCAGGAUGCUGUUGACCUGACACACAUUGUUCAGAGAAGGCAUGACCAAAGGCACUUGGCCUUCAUAGACAACAAGGGUUUCUUUGACAGAAAUGAGGACAAUCUUGACUUCAAAAUACUACAAGGAAUCAAUGAAUUCCCUGCAUCUGCAGUUUCAGUGCUGAGGAGCCAGCGUUUACGUGAGAAGUUGCUCCAGUCUUUGUUCCUUGACAAAAUAUACUGGGAGAGCCAAGGAGGCAGAAAAGGAAUUGAAAAGCUUAUUGAUGUAAUAGAAAGGAGGUCCAAAAUUCUUCUUACUUAUAUAAAUGCACACGGAGCCAAAGUAUUGCCCAUGAAUGAAUGAAUGAAUGAAACAGUCUUGUUUCCAUCUGAAAGAAAGGCUUGAAAAAAUGUUUUAUGGGGCAGAAACUGACAGUAAAAUUGAUUUAAUUCAUAGCAUUAUUUUUUUCCCAAACUUUCCAGUUUACUUUUAAAUCAGAAAUUUUACAUGGUUUAAAAGCACCCUUUUAGUGUCAGCUGCACCUCAACACAGUGUAGUGUUUUCUAUGUCACCAGUGAAAUGAAAAUAACCAAAUGAUAAUAUGCAGUAAUAUGGAGGUACCAUGAACACUCUUUCUAUUGAAGUGUUUGGAAAUUAGCAGCAGGAUUUUCAGUACAUUAGGCUGGAUUACUCUUACUUCCCUCAUUGAAGUCAGUACAUUUUAUUGCAAGUUUAAAUGGGAAAAGAGAUGUGUAAGCACUUGAUACAUUGAUGACACUAGCUGAAACAUAUAUAGUACAGGAAUUUGUUCUUUUAUUAAGUAUUCUAAAAUGCCAACAUUUCUGAGGCCUUCUUUUACUUUAUUUCAUUUUGAUCUUUUGGAAUACGAGAACAAAAUUCAGCUCUUUUAGAUGCAGGAGUGUUUGCACUGGACAUGAGGGAAUUUUAAAACAGAGUGAGGAGAACAUGGCUUUAGCAGUAAUAAUUAUUUUGACAAAUACAGUUUUUACUUGUCCAUUAUGGAGUGCAAUUCAUCAGGAAUCACUCAUUGCAAUGUAUUUUUUCAA